GCGCGCAUGCGCGUUCGGAGCGGAAGCGCCAUGGGAGCGGCGGCGGCCGAAGCGGACCGGACCCUCUUUGUGGGGAACCUAGACCCCAAAGUCACCGAGGAGCUGCUCUUCGAGCUCUUCCACCAGGCCGGUCCAGUCAUCAAAGUCAAGAUCCCAAAGGACAAAGAGGGGAAAGCGAAGCAGUUUGCGUUUGUGAACUUCAAGCACGAAGAGUCGGUCCCCUAUGGAAUGAGCCUCCUUAACGGGAUCAAGCUUUUCGGGAGGCCUCUCAAAAUCCAGUUCCGAUCAGGGAGCAGCCAUGCAUCUCAGGACAGUGGUUCGCCCUAUCCCCCGCAAAUCUCUCCUAAUGGAAGUCUCUCUGGAGUACAGCAAGGGCCGGCAAGCAACCGGUACGAGAGGAGCACAGAUAACAUGCCAGGGGUGCAGCGGUCCUUCUCAUCUCCAGAUAAUCUUCAGAGACAAGCUGUGAUGAACAACGUCAUGUGGCAACAGCCACAGUAUGGUGGACGGCAUGGCUCUCCGCACCCAGACCCUUCUGGUUUUGCGUCGGCUGGGCACCAGCAGAGUUACCCUUACCCCCAGUCGUCAGCCACUUCCAUGCCAUGGCGUUCGGAUGCUGUGUCGUCUCAGCGCAAGAGCCGGGUGAGCUCGCACCCAUACCCGUCUGAAGGAAGGCAUUACAACCGGGAACGGGCUAAUGACUAUGGCUCAGAGUACUAUUCCCGGGGAAGCCGGGACGACUAUUGCCACAAUGACAGGAACUACGGAGGCUGGAGCCACGAUUACGACCAUCGGCGGGAGACCUACCGAGAUGGCAAAUGGAAUCCCUCCCGCCACUGACCACUGCUCCCAGUCGAUUUUCCAUCUCAUCCUUUGGGGAAAUUAAGCAAUUCUUCCCCCUUUUGAAUAAAUUGGUUCUUUUAAAAAAAAAAACGAGACUUUGUAGGCAGUAACUCUGGAAAUUACACAUCUUCCUCUAAACAAAAGCGACCUUUUUAUAUGUAUGUAAAAAAAGAAAAUCACCUCCAGUCUGUAUUUUGACAAAAGUGGCUUCGUUUCAAUUGUAUUAACUUUCCCUCUUGGGUUUGAGGCAAAGAAAAGGAGUGUUGCCACACAUUUUUUUAAACACAGGGCGAAGUCGGGGUGGGAGGGAGAUCAUUUUAGUUUAUUUUAUAAGGGAAAAGAAAAAAAGAUGUGCCGUUGCGGUUGUAUUUUAAAAUGGGUGUAUUUUUGUAGAGUGUUAGCGAAGGAACCUUCCGAGGCGGUUCGGCACAAAACCCACUGUGAAAGAGCGCUCUAUCUGGAAGGUUCGGCCGUAAAUGUCGGCGAUGGUGUUUUUGCUACUGGGGUAACCGUUGCUUUUGAAUACUUGUAUUAAAGAAACAUCCAGCCUGUUUAGAUUUUGCUGAAUAACCUGAUAAUUUAUACAGAAUGGUGUGCUAAUUAUUUCCCCCCUCAAAUCCUUUCGUGGACUCCUUUGAUUUUUAUACAAAGAAAACCAGCAGUAUCGUAAGGACUUUAUUUUUUCCCAGCCGCCGAAGUGAUUAAAAACUCUCAGGAAAUCAUUGUGGUGCCCAUACGUUUAUGUGUGUUUUAUAUAUAUAUGUAUAUACACACACACACUUUUUCUAGCUUGAACACAAUUACAAGAAUAAAAACUACAACCCACGAAACAGUCCUGUUUGAGAAUUGCAAAUUCUAAUGUGUAUCUUUAGAGUCUCGAUAGUCUUAAUGGUGUUAUCUGGAUGGAAAGGGAUCUUGCAGCACCUUUGAGGCUAACUAUGCGAAAGGUGUUGAAGCAUAAACUCUAGUAGAUUCAGUCUACUUUCUCAGAUGCAUGGUGUUAUGUAGAGAAUAAAAGAAACGGCUGCUUAUAAAGAAAAUAAGUGAGCACUCAUCUGCAAUUCUAGUGCUAUGCUAGAAUAAAGAUUUGGUUUUAGAGGUCCUCUCUUUUUUAGCCAGCAGAAAACCUCUCAGAGAUGUAAAAUCUGUGAUUGCUUCUGUAAUAAGUUGGCCAACUCCAUCCCCAAACCACUACGUUUUUGAGACUCGGUUGUCCUCCUGUGCUCACCUUCAGCCACAUUUGUGGUCAAUGGAGAUGGGAAUGUCUGUGACCAUCCCAGAGACUGCAUGCUUAAAGGGUCUUAUGGGUUUUUCCACCCCAAAAUUAUAGUAUUUUGGUAAAAAAGCAGGCCACCAUCAUCACACAUCUCCCCACUGAUUCCAUAGAUUUGAUUUUUAUGUUUUUUGGCGUUAUUGCCAAAAAAACCAACACAAAGACGUCUACAUCAUUCCAAAACGAUCCCAAGCAAUACCGAUAAAAGAGUAUUUUAAGAGAACAACAACAACUGCAUUUCUUUAAGUCGUGUACAUAUAUAAAUAUAUAUAUUUUGACAUCAAUAAACUUGUUCUUUUAAACCCUUA
Messenger RNA from Sceloporus undulatus (fence lizard), 2424 nucleotides. It is a transcript of the gene RBM7, whose product is annotated as RNA binding motif protein 7. Bases 7 to 840 code for a protein of 277 amino acids. The record is from RefSeq and is a predicted model, not a curated record. The transcript has 5 exons. Gene Ontology annotation, cellular component: nucleus. Gene Ontology annotation, molecular function: single-stranded RNA binding. Lineage: Eukaryota; Metazoa; Chordata; Lepidosauria; Squamata; Phrynosomatidae. Gene Ontology annotation, biological process: regulation of alternative mRNA splicing, via spliceosome.